Molecule: messenger RNA, 1917 nt
Organism: Zasmidium cellare ATCC 36951
Lineage: Eukaryota; Fungi; Ascomycota; Dothideomycetes; Mycosphaerellales; Mycosphaerellaceae
Exons: 2
Coding region: 1-1917 (638 amino acids)
Biological process (GO): mRNA pseudouridine synthesis; tRNA pseudouridine synthesis
Cellular component (GO): nucleus
Molecular function (GO): RNA binding; pseudouridine synthase activity
Source: RefSeq, a predicted model, not a curated record
AUGGAGCACUCCACUGCGAUUCUCGAAGAUGCGAAAAACGCCAUCGAAGGCGCUGCACAAUCGGCGCCAGGUCCAGACGCUGCGGAGUCGAGCAAGUCCCGCGAGAAGAGAUCAGAUGAAGGCGACGAGGAUAGAUCCAACAAUUACGGCCGUCGCAACAAGAGAAAGGGCAACUUUCACGACAAGAACAUGCAACACGGGUCACGAGGUGGACGUAACGACAGUAAGCGGCAUAAGAAGGGCGAUAUGGGAAGAGCAGAGUAUUUCGCGAGCAAUCCAGACAAGCGUAAAAAGAACGAAGAGGCACAAGAGAGGCGACUGAGAGAAGGUGCUGCAGGACAGGGCAUUCAGUUCUCCAAGGAGGAGAUUGAUGCGGAAGAACGAAAGCCGAAGCGAAAAGUAGCUGUGCUCAUUGGUUAUUCUGGAACUGGUUACAAGGGAAUGCAGAUAUCAGGAACCGAGCGAACCAUCGAAGGCGACUUAUUUCAAGCGUUCGUCAAAGCAGGCGCGAUCAGCAAGGCCAACGCAGAAGAUCCCAAGAAGAGCAGCCUGGUCAGGUGCGCCAGAACAGACAAGGGUGUUCACGCAGCAGGAAACAUGAUCAGCUUGAAGCUUAUUGUCGAAGACGACGACAUUGUGGAGAGGAUCAACGCCGAGCUCAGCCCGCAGAUCCGUGUGUGGGGCAUUGAGCGCACGAUCGGCAGCUUCUCAUGCUACCAAGCUUGUGACAGCAGAUGGUACGAAUACCUAAUACCGUCACAUGCCUUUCUGCCACCACACCCAAGUAGCUGGCUUGCCAAGCAGAUGGAGGCUUGCGCGGACGAAGUAAGCGAUCGAGAGGGCUAUGACAGUCGUCAAGAAGAGGUAAAAGGAUUCUGGGAGAGAGUCGAUGAGGAAGACAUCAAGCCAAUCUUGGAAACGAUCGAUGAGGAUAUCAGAUGGGAUGUGGUCAAGGCAUUGCAAGGCGAGGAAGAAGCCAGUGCCAAGUCAGCCAAAGCAGAUGCUGACGUGGACCAACCUGUCAAGACUGGCAAAAGUAUAAACCGUGAUGAUGCACAAGAGCCCGCAGAGGAGACUACUGAAGAGGCCGCCAUUAUCAUCAACGAGCCGGCUGUUGACGCCGCUGAGGGCGCCGAGAAGAAAGGUGCCCCUGAAGCGUCUGUGACUGAAUCUGUCGCGGAAGCACAGCCAUCUGCGGAUCCCGCUACCGAACGCAUCUUGCGCCUGCGCGCUGCCACGAAACGUCUUCGUAAUGCGUACAUCUCAGCAAAGCGCCGCUACCGCAUCCCGGAGAAACGCAUCGAGCGGAUACAGGAGGCCUUGGACAAGUACGUUGGUACCAAGAACUACCACAACUACACCAUCCAAAAGACUUUCAAGGACCCGAGCAGCAAACGCCACAUCAAGUCAUUCGUGGCCAACAAGAAACCAAUCCUAAUCGGCGACGGCGCAGACGAAGAGAAGACCGAAUGGCUGAGUCUCAAAGUCCACGGCCAAAGUUUUAUGAUGCACCAAAUCCGCAAGAUGAUCGGCAUGGUCACCUUGCUGGUCCGAAGCGGCGGCAAAAUGGAAACCAUGGACGACUCAUUCACCGAGAGCCGCUACUCCAUCCCCAAAGUCCCCGGUCUAGGCCUCCUUCUCGAGCGUCCGGUCUUCGACAGCUACAACAAUCUCCAAGCUACAAAGCAUGGCCGAGACAAGUUGGAGUUCUCAAAGUACGAGAAGGAGCUGGAGGCUUUCAAGGAGAGGGAGAUCUAUCAGCGAAUCUUCCGCGAGGAGGAAGAGAAGAAUGAGUUUGGACGGUUCUUUAAUCACGUGGAUAACUUCAAGGAGCCGUACUUUUUGUAUGUGACGAGUAAGGGUGGGGAUGCCACGAAGGAUAUUGAGAGGAAGGGGACGGCGGACUCUUUCGAAUAA